This is a messenger RNA of Habropoda laboriosa, 1003 nucleotides long. It is a transcript of the gene eEF5, whose product is annotated as eukaryotic translation initiation factor 5A. NCBI's taxonomy places the organism in Eukaryota, Metazoa, Arthropoda, Insecta, Hymenoptera, Apidae. Gene Ontology annotation, biological process: positive regulation of translational termination; positive regulation of translational elongation. The transcript is spliced from 4 exons. The record is from RefSeq and is a predicted model, not a curated record. Bases 295 to 777 code for a protein of 160 amino acids. Gene Ontology annotation, molecular function: translation elongation factor activity; RNA binding; ribosome binding.
GUGUCCAUUUUGAUCACAUGUGAGUAUCUCCAGUCUGUUCUCCUUUUUUCACGGUGAGUCUAGCUGAUCGGCUUGUGAUCACUCGAACAAGUUCAUAAAACGUGCGUUGAAAAAUCCCGAGAACAAAGAACGACAUUAUUUGAAGUCAGUUCGUAUCCGUGUUUCCUUAAACGUUCUCCGAGAGUCGGCAACUUCGACGACGAACCGCACACAAUCCUUUUCGCGCCAUCUUCUCGAAGAAAACGGUCAAAAAACCACAGUAAACUCGUCCUCGAAGAGUAACUAAAAGCAAGGAUGGCAGACAUAGAGGAUACUCAUUUCGAGACUGGAGACUCUGGUGCUUCUGUUACUUACCCAAUGCAAUGUUCAGCUCUGCGCAAAAAUGGGUUUGUAAUGCUUAGGUCUCGGCCAUGCAAAAUCGUAGAAAUGUCAACUUCUAAAACAGGAAAACAUGGCCAUGCCAAAGUACAUCUUGUAGGCAUUGACAUAUUCACUUCAAAAAAGUAUGAAGAUAUUUGUCCCUCUACGCACAACAUGGACGUGCCGUUUGUUAAACGAGAAGAUUAUCAGCUAGCAGACAUAUCCGACGAUGGUUACCUAUGCCUGAUGGCUGAUAAUGGUGAACUCCGUGAGGAUUUAAAAAUUCCUGAUGGUGAAUUGGGUACUCAGUUACGUGCUGAUCAUGAGGCUGGAAAGGAGCUUCUUUGCACUGUACUGAAGGCAUGUGGUGAAGAGGUUGUGAUCGCCAUCAAAACUAACACUGCCAUCGAUAAAUAAUUGUGUUCAGUCCAGACUCCACCAUCACAUUAAAGAAAAAACAAAACACACACAGCUAAUAUAUUAUUAAGAGAAACCUAAGAUACAAUACAAGAUGAUCAAUGGUUAACAUAAGAACAACUACCAACAAAUAGAGAGGAAAAGAGUGGGGGGCACUUGAAAAAGGAUAAAAAGAAGGGAAAAGAUAUAAGAACAAUGAAAAGGAAGAGAAACAUAUAACUUAAAA